Aricia agestis (brown argus) is the source of this 2181-nucleotide messenger RNA. RefSeq names its product myotubularin-related protein 2 (gene mtm). Gene Ontology annotation, molecular function: phosphatidylinositol-3,5-bisphosphate 3-phosphatase activity. The record is from RefSeq and is a predicted model, not a curated record. Bases 65 to 1918 code for a protein of 617 amino acids. Lineage: Eukaryota; Metazoa; Arthropoda; Insecta; Lepidoptera; Lycaenidae. Gene Ontology annotation, biological process: dephosphorylation. The transcript has 13 exons.
CUAUAAUUUUAUAAAAUAUUUUUUGUAUUUUAGCUUACCCAAAAGUACUAAACAAUACACUACAAUGGAUAAACAUAAUAGUUCUGAAUUGUUAAAUUCAGAUUUUUCGUUAUCAAAAAACGCUAGCUCGGACUCACUAGAUUCUGAUUCGAAGUCUAGUUCAUUGAAUUCAAAACACGGACAAGAUUCCACUCAUGUUUUGGGGGAUAUACAGCUAUUGGACGGAGAGAAGGUGAUGGGUGUUGCAAAGGAUGUAACAUACUUGUGCCCAUACAGUGGUCCUUCUCGUGGUUUUCUUAAAGUGACCAACUAUCAGCUGCACUUCAGACCUACAGACCCUACGACGUUGCAGACCACACUCAGUGUACCACUUGGAGUUGUGUCUCGUAUUGAGAAAGUGGGUGGAGCUUCAUCAAAAGGUGAAAAUUCCUAUGGUAUAGAAAUAUUUUGUAAGGACAUGCGUAACCUGCGAUUUGCGCACAAACAAGAGAAUCAUUCUAGACGUGGAAUUUUUGAGAAGUUGCAGCAGUUGGCGUUUCCCCUGUCGCACAGAAUCCCACUGUUUGCAUUCAGCAAUUCCGAGAGUUUUCCUGAAGAUGGAUGGCAUGUGUAUGAGCCUAUAGCAGAGCUGAGAAGAAUGGGAGUCAACAACGACAUGUGGAGAAUAACUCGUAUAAACGACAAGUAUGAAAUCUGUGACAGUUAUCCCUCGGUAUGGGCUGUGCCGGCCGCUGCUAACGACGACCUACUACGGUCAGUGGCAGCAUUCCGCUCGCGAGGUCGUAUACCUGUGCUCUCGUGGAUCCAUCCCAGCUCGCAAGCCACUAUAACCAGAUGUAGUCAACCUUUGGUUGGGGUGAGUGGAAAACGCAGUCGAGAGGAUGAGAGGUACAUACAACUCAUCAUGGAUGCAAAUGCCCAGGCGCACAAGUUGUUUAUUAUGGAUGCCAGACCGAGUGCCAACGCUAUUGCCAAUAAAGCCAAAGGUGGAGGUUACGAAUCUGAAGAUGCAUACCAGAAUGCCGAGUUAGUGUUUUUGGAUAUCCACAACAUACAUGUCAUGAGAGAGAGUUUACGAAAGCUGAAAGAACUAUGCUUUCCACAAAUUGAUCAAACCAGAUGGUUCAGUGGCAUUGAAGCAAGCUGUUGGCUAAAACACAUCAAAUGCAUUUUGGCUGGCGCUGUACGCAUUGUAGAUAAGGUGGAAAACCAUAAGACCUCAGUCCUAGUGCACUGCUCGGACGGCUGGGACCGAACCGCGCAGUUGACGGCGCUAGCUAUGCUCAUGUUGGAUCCCUACUACCGCACCCUCAAGGGUUUCCAAGUGUUAAUUGAGAAGGAGUGGCUGUCUUUCGGACACAAAUUCCAACUGCGUAUAGGUCACGGCGACGAGCGUCACUCUGAUGCAGACCGGUCGCCCGUCUUCGUGCAAUGGGUGGACUGCGUGUGGCAACUGCAGCAGCAGUUCCCAACGGCAUUCGAGUUCACCGAGCGCCUGCUGAUUACAAUCAUAGAUCAUCUGUACUCCUGCCGCUUCGGCACUUUCCUGUUUAAUACGGAGCGCGAGAGGGUUAAGGAGGAGGUAAAAGCCAAGACUGUAUCCCUGUGGUCUUACAUCAACAGCCGUCAGAACUUGUACCUGAACCCGUUAUACUGGGCGCCCGGAGCCGGCUCGCCGUCGCGGCCGCAGACCGUGUUGGUACCUGUUGCGUCACUGCGCAUUAUCAAGCUGUGGAAGGCGCUGUACUGCAGGUGGAACCCGACUAUGAGACAUCAGGACCCGAUAUAUCAGCGUACGCGUGAGCUAGUCGCUCUGCGGGCGCAGCUGGAGGCGGCGGCGGCGGCAGCGACGAGCGAGCACGCGCGACAGCGGCUCGCGCUCACCCCCCCGCGCGUCGCCUCCCCGCACCACGUGUGAUGUCACCGCGCUGUAGGUACACCAUAAGCUACUGACAUUCCGGAAUCGACGGCGGCGUAUCAGGUUCCGAUACUAUCACAAAAUAAUAUCAACGUUGCAUUUAUUUUGUAAGAAUAAUUUUGGAUAUGACAAAAAUUGAAAACGAAAUUAAUUAUUUACUCCAUGAGAAACUAGAAAGUUUUAGAAAUUAUAUAUAAUGAUUUCACAAGUAUUAUCAUAGAGUAAGCGGGCCUCUAGACGAUCAAUUUUAUUGUGCAAUAGUA